AUCUCUGGGCUCUUCAUGGGUAGUCCUGCCCCCAGAGUAAAUAAUGAUACACAAACACACAGACAGAAAAGCUUGCAGAUCAUCCAAUCAUCUUCUCACACGGCCUCAUACAGAUGUACAGGGACACCGAGCACCAGAGAACAAGAGAUUACAUUUAAUAUAAACACCAGGGAUACCAUGGUUCAAACAUUGAACAAUAUGGAGGAGCUUAGAGAUUCUUCGUUUGGUCGUCCCUCACCCAGGCACGGACUCAAGCUCCUUUUCUGGUUCGCCAAAGAUCACAUCGUCAUCAGAAAUGACAACCAGAUGGUUGCAAAUUGCGACCCCGAAGAGGGAGACUUUGGUUUCCAUCACUUCCGCAACAGACUUGAGUGUGAAAACAAUGUCUGCAAGAGGCUGCUUCCUGAUGAUGGCUACCCAUUCUAUGACGUGGGCAACCUCCACCGCCCAACAUCUAAAUCAUUGCCUAAAUAUGUCCGUGAGGGCAACACUCAUCACAUAGAUACCAGCAACAUGGACCGCCUCAUCAUCAGUAUGCGUCCAGACAGGAUAGUGGAUCAGGUCUAUGUGACCCAGCACGAGGACCUGAGGAGCUUCGACCCGGUCAACACCUAUUGCAUCAGCAGGGGGUUGCUCAUGAUCAUACGUCGCCAUUCAUUGAGUAACUUCCUGAAACAGGCGGGCUAUUCCACCCAUGAGCAAAAUGUAAUUAUUGAUCAGGGCACCACCCCCAGGGAGUCCAGGGAUACCAGGAUUGAUAUGGAAGGUGGAUGCAGAGAUGCACCCAGAGAUGCACCAGGCUUCUGGGAAAGCUACUGUACCAUACUGUAACCAGGCUUCUGGGAAAGCUACUGUACCAUACUGUAACCAGGCUUCUGGGAAAGCUACUGUACCAUACUGUAACCAGGCUUCUGGGAAAGCUACUGUACCAUACUGUAACCAGGCUUCUGGGAAAGCUACUGUACCAUACUGUAACCAGGCAUCUGGGAAAG
Molecule: messenger RNA, 992 nt
Organism: Oncorhynchus masou masou (cherry salmon)
Lineage: Eukaryota; Metazoa; Chordata; Actinopteri; Salmoniformes; Salmonidae
Exons: 2
Coding region: 16-831 (271 amino acids)
Source: RefSeq, a predicted model, not a curated record